AUGGAUUUGGAGAGAGGACCCAGAUACGAUGAAUACGCUAAAUUGCGAGAGAAAAAGCUUCGACUGAACUACCAAACACAGCAACAAGAUUAUCAAGAAGAACAACAAGAAAAAGAGAAUGUUUUUGAAUCAAAAAUUCCAACCAUAUCGACAAAACAAGUUAAGUUUCAGGUUGGUGUUGCUUCGGUAAGAAAAGGGUCUUCUCUAGUAGCUCAAUCUGUGCCGGAUUUCUCUUCAUUGUUAAGGAAAGAGAAUCGUAAACCAACGAAUAAUAUGGUUCCUAGUACUAUGACAUUGACACCUCCAUUGAAGAACAAGAACAAAGGUUGUGGUGUUAUGUCGAGUUCAAGAGGAGGUAGUAGAUCGGUGAAUGCUAAUGCUGAGAAGAGAAAGGGUUGUGGUGGUGGUGGGAUUCUUACGGCAAGGAAAAGCUAUGGUAAUUUUGAUGAACUGAGGAGUUUUUCUUCGGCUACUGCAAAUGCUAUUAAUGGUGAGAUUAGGAAUAGUAGGGUUGUGGGGAAGAAAAGUGUUUUAAGGUGUAGAGAUCUUUGA
Messenger RNA from Lathyrus sativus (Indian pea), 552 nucleotides. The record is from the annotation of a GenBank genome assembly. NCBI's taxonomy places the organism in Eukaryota, Viridiplantae, Streptophyta, Magnoliopsida, Fabales, Fabaceae.